This is a messenger RNA of Toxotes jaculatrix (banded archerfish), 576 nucleotides long. RefSeq names its product MyoD family inhibitor domain containing 2 (gene mdfic2). The transcript is spliced from 3 exons. The record is from RefSeq and is a predicted model, not a curated record. NCBI's taxonomy places the organism in Eukaryota, Metazoa, Chordata, Actinopteri, Toxotidae. The coding region runs from base 1 to 576 and encodes 191 amino acids.
AUGGACCAGAUGGCAGAUGAAAUGACUCUGAGAGCCGAUGUGAAAGACAAAGGGAGAGUAAACACUGCUGAGGAGAGCUCCAUCUGGGCGAGAGGAGAAAGGAUCCAAAGUGAGGCUCAAGUCAGCAACUGGAGACUCAGUGAAACUGCAGAGCCUGAGCCUGGGGACACCAGUAGAGAGACAGAUGCUCAGCGGCCCAGAGAGUGUGACAGCUCCUCUUCCCCUCUGUUGUCUUUGAAAAUGUACCUGAGGAGAUCUUCCUCCACAGCCUCCUCCACCACAGACUCUCUGUCUUCUUCUCAGCAGAGCAACAUGGGAGUUGACUGUGCAGGAAUCGUCCUGAACUGUCUCUUCUGCCGCUUCUACGAUAUGAUCCUCAUGCUGCCUGACUCCUGUGUGAGAGCUGCCAAUAACUGCUGCCCCAACUACAAACAAGUCAUCCCACCAGUGGAGUCCACACCCAGCAGUGACGAUGACUCUUGCGUUGACUUGGACUGUGGUCUGUUCAGUUCCUGUCAUGAUGCAAGUGAUUGCCUGGAGCUAGCUAUGGAGGUUUCUGAAAUAUGCUACCACUAG